This is a messenger RNA of Notodromas monacha, 1120 nucleotides long. Lineage: Eukaryota; Metazoa; Arthropoda; Ostracoda; Podocopida; Cyprididae. The record is from the annotation of a GenBank genome assembly.
AUGAUGCGGACGAGACAUCGUUCUGUUGAACGGUGUGGGAAAACGUUCCCGGUGUCGUCGACGAAAGGAUAUUUCGUCGACGCGACGAUUGUGAUUUUUGGGCUUUUUUUCCUGCUGGCAAUAAUUCCUGCGACGAUUUCUGCGCGAACGAUUCGCCGUGGCCCGCCGACGAAUAUUUUCCCUGACCCGCUGCGCAAUUGUUCCACUGGGUGGCGCCGCGGAUUCCGCCCCAUUAUCCUGUGCCACCCCGCCGCUGAAAUCAUUCUGAGCGCCCUUGCGAGCGAGGGGGUUUUGAUAAUCGGCGGAGGGGACGGAGGAGUGGCGCGGGAGGUGAUCAAGGACCAGCGCGUGGAGCACGUGGACCUGUGCGAGAUUGACGAGCGGGUCGUGGAGGUGUCGAAGCAGUUCCUGCCGUCGAUGGCCGUCGGCUUCCGGUCGGACCGAGUCCGGGUCGUGUUUGAAGACGGCGCCAAGUUCCUGGCGGAAACGGCGCCCGAGACCUACGACGUCAUCAUUGCGGACUCGAGCGACCCGGAUGGCCCAGCCGAGAGCCUGUUUCAGGGCGAGUUUUACAAGGCCGUGGGGCGGGUGUUGAAGCCCGGCGGGAUUGUUUGCUUUCAAGGUGAAAGCAUGUGGCUGCACGUGGACAUCAUCAAGCGAACUCUCGGCCGUGUUCGCGAACAUUUUCCUGUGGUUUCUUACGCUUCUGCAUACAUUCCGACUUAUCCUGGAGGUCAAAUCGGAUUUGUGAUCGCUGCCAAGGACGAGAAAAAGAACCUGAGUGACCCAGUUUGGGUCAUGAGCGAUGCGGAAAUGACCGGGAUGAAGCUCAAGUACUAUUCCCCUGGAAUGCACAAAGCUGCUUUCAUUUUGCCCCGAGACUUGGAGAAGAAACUGGAGCUCGUGCAUUGAAGAAUACCAUUGUACGUCAAUGACGAAUGAAGAAAAGAGAGGGAAAAAAACUGUUCAUGCUGUAGAAGAACUGAGUAGAAGACAAUAACAGAGGCCAUUUGGAUCCCAUUUCUUUCUGAAGAAGUGUCCUUCUCUGUUCCCUCGUCUGCAUGGCCGGCAAAUAUGAAACACGAUGGAUCUGAAAGAAAGAAAGAGAAGAAAAAAAAUA